This is a messenger RNA of Oncorhynchus masou masou (cherry salmon), 1895 nucleotides long. Its product is annotated as arg8-vasotocin receptor-like. The record is from RefSeq and is a predicted model, not a curated record. Gene Ontology annotation, cellular component: plasma membrane. The transcript has 2 exons. Bases 97 to 1308 code for a protein of 403 amino acids. Lineage: Eukaryota; Metazoa; Chordata; Actinopteri; Salmoniformes; Salmonidae. Gene Ontology annotation, biological process: positive regulation of vasoconstriction; regulation of systemic arterial blood pressure by vasopressin; cellular response to hormone stimulus. Gene Ontology annotation, molecular function: vasopressin receptor activity; peptide binding.
AGUCAGGUAGCUCCAUAUUUGGCAUACGGAGAUUCACACAACUCUGCCCCUCAGGAACUGUAACUAGGGCCAAAGCGCGCACAGAGGGUUUGUGCAAUGCACACUCCCGUCCAUGGGCUCCUCUUCAACGGAGUCAACCAGUCUCUGGUUUUCAGUCCUACGGAUGAUCCGAUCAUGGGGAACCUUGGCAAUGGCACCGUCCUCCCGAACGGGAGCGAUCCUUUUGGAAGAAACGAAGAGGUCGCCAAAAUAGAGAUAGCGGUCCUCAGCAUCACCUUUGUGGUGGCUGUGAUUGGGAACGUCAGUGUCUUGUUGGCCAUGUUCAACACUAAGAAAAAGAAGUCGAGAAUGCACCUCUUCAUCCGGCACCUCAGCAUAGCUGAUCUGGUGGUCGCUUUCUUCCAGGUCCUGCCGCAGCUCUGCUGGAAGAUCACCUUUCGCUUCUACGGGCCAGAUGUCCUGUGCAGGAUAGUGAAGCACCUCCAGGUGAUGGGCAUGUUCGCCUCCACCUACAUGAUGGUGAUGAUGACCGUAGACCGUUACAUCGCCAUCUGCCACCCUCUGAAGACCCUUCAGCAGCCCACCCAGCGAUCCUAUAUUAUGAUCAUCAGCACCUGGAUGUGUAGUCUGGUCCUCAGCAUGCCGCAGUACUUUAUCUUCUCUCUGAGUGAGAUCAAGAACGGUUCGGUUGUCUACGACUGUUGGGGCCACUUCAUAGAACCGUGGGGCGUAAAGGCGUACAUCACUUGGAUAACCGUCAGUAUAUUCGUAAUCCCAGUGUUCAUUCUGAUGAUAUGCUACGGGUUCAUCUGCCACAGCAUAUGGAAGAACAUAAAGUAUAAAACCAGAAACACACACGCGGGUGUUGCGUCUAAAAACGGUCUGAUCGGAAUUAACUCUGUUAGCAACGUUACUACUAUAUCCAGAGCGAAGUUGAGAACUGUCAAAAUGACGUUUGUGAUUGUCCUGGCUUACAUAAUAUGCUGGUCACCUUUUUUCAUCGUGCAGAUGUGGUCGGUGUGGGAUGAGAAUUUCGCAUGGGACGAAUCUGAGAACACCGCUGUCACACUGUCCGCGCUCCUCGCGAGUCUAAACAGCUGCUGUAACCCGUGGAUAUACAUGAUCUUCAGCGGGCAUCUUCUGCACGACUUUACUCUCUGUUUCCCGUGCUGUAAUAAAUUACGCUACAAGUUCAAGAAAGAGGACUCGGACAGCAGUCUCCGGAGAAAUACGGUAUUGACUAAAAUGACCAACCGAAGCCCAACGUGCAGUUCAGGCACUUGGAAAGACAGUGACAACUCCCCCUAGUUCUCCAUUCAAUCUAGUCAAGCAGAGACCAAACACAACGUGUUAAACGCACAAACACAAGCUGGUGGUUAUUUAUUGAUUGACUCUUAUUGACUUGACAAUUCUAAGACUUUCAAGGUACCACUUUAAAACGGGUGGGAUACUGACACUGAUAGAUUGAUGUGUCCCUAAAAUAGAUGAGCAUUACACAGUUGUUUUGGGAUAUAUUGUUUGGAUUGUCUGUCAGAAAAACAUCUCAAGAAUGAAGUCUUGAGAAGUCAGAGUGAUAAACCAAAAAUCACAAAGUGAUAAACUAUUUCCUCUGGUAAAACAUGUUAUAAAUUGAAGAUUAUAUUUUAUGUGCCAUAUAGUCUACAGGCCAGUGUUUCAACAGGUUCCAAACCUGAUUCUCUGGAGUCUAAGAGUUUAUAAUGGGUGAAAUACAUCAUAUCUGAAUUUGAAAAUGUAAAGUAGAAAAGAAACUGAUCAUCUGAACUAUCUAAAUGUUGUUUAUUUAAACCAGAGGGAUAAACACUCAAAUCAGCCUACCCGACUGAUUAGAGGCGUCCACAUGGUCCUAAAGCACACGAGCCUCAUUUUGUAUCACA